Polyodon spathula (Mississippi paddlefish) is the source of this 586-nucleotide messenger RNA. It is a transcript of the gene mgp, whose product is annotated as matrix Gla protein. The coding region runs from base 184 to 540 and encodes 118 amino acids. The record is from RefSeq and is a predicted model, not a curated record. Gene Ontology annotation, cellular component: extracellular region. The transcript has 5 exons. Gene Ontology annotation, molecular function: calcium ion binding. Lineage: Eukaryota; Metazoa; Chordata; Actinopteri; Acipenseriformes; Polyodontidae. Gene Ontology annotation, biological process: regulation of bone mineralization.
GCGGGAGUCUGAUUAUUAAACUCCUAGUGAAAGCAGGACUGGAUCUCUCUGCUGUGCAGCGGGAGUCUGUUUCCCAGCCCUGGAGAUAGAAGGAGCUGACCUGACAGACAAGAGACAGAGAGAGAGACAGAGACAAAGAGAGAGACAGAGAGACAGAGACAGAGAGAACACAAUUAAUAAAGGAUGCGUUUGCUAGUUUGGUCUGCUCUAGCGUCUCUCUGGAUCACAGUGUGUUUCUGUUAUGAAUCCAAUGAGAUGUUUGACUCCAGCGAAGCUCUGUUUCUGAAUCCCUACAGUGCGAACUCCUUCAUGAAUUCCAACACGAAUCGGAGACAAACUGGAUACUACUAUGAGAGGUUGAUGGAACGGUACAAGAGCCCCAGAGAGAGGCAGAAAGAGAGCUGUGAGGAGUACACCCCAUGUGACCGCUUCGCCCGUCGUUACGGUUACCAGCAAGCCUAUCAGCGCUACUUCGGGGGGCGGGGCCAGGCCGCCAGGGGGCGGGCUGAGAAUGGGAGGGGGCGGAGCAGGCUGCAAUAGGGUGGUGCUUAAAGAGAGAGAGAGAGAGAGAGAGAGAGAGAGAGAG